GCGGAGGUCACAGGCUUGAGUGGAAAGGCAGAGAGCAGAUGAUGUUGAAGAUGAGCGGGUGGCAGCGACAGAGCCAAAGUCAGAGCCGGAACCUGAGGAGAGAGGAACGGACCGCACCGCGCCACAAGGAUGGCAGCCGGGUCACUGCCCUUCUCCUUUGGGACCCUGUCCAGCUGGGAGCUGGAGGCCUGGUAUGAGGACCUGCAGGAAGUGCUCUCCUCAGACGAAAAUGGGGGCACCUACGUGCCACCCCCGGGCAAUGAGGGAGAAGUAAAAACCUUCACCACCCUUGACCCCGCCUCGCUGGCGUGGCUGACCGAGGAGCCGGGUCCCGCAGACGUGACCAGCACCUCGCAGAGUCCUCAGUCCACGGACUCCAGCCAGAGCUCCCUGGCCCAGGAGGAGGAGGAGGAAGAUCAAGAGAGACCCCGGAAGAGGAAGCAGAGUGGCCAGUCCCCAGCCCGGGCUGGCAAGCAGCGCAUGAAGGAAAGAGAGCAAGAGAACGAGAGGAAGGUGGCCCAGCUAGCCGAAGAGAACGAGCGGCUCAAGCUGGAAAUCGACCGUCUCAGCAGGGAGGUGGCGGCGACUCGCAGAGCCCUGAUCGACAGAAUGGUGAAUCUGCACCAAACAUGAACGUUAGGACCAUCCCUUCCCGCAGGCCACUACUGGCCACCGUCUCCGGAAGUGGCCAGUGACCAUCUCCUCGCCAGUGCCAAUUAUGUGACCCCCAAGCCCCAUCAAUUCAGUAGGGGGAAGACACGGGGUAGAGAAAAAAGGGGUCUCGCAUGUAUAUAGAGAUUGUAAAUUUAUUUAUUACUGUCCAUAUCCAUUAAAGUGGCUUUCUAUCA
Molecule: messenger RNA, 848 nt
Organism: Sorex araneus (European shrew)
Lineage: Eukaryota; Metazoa; Chordata; Mammalia; Eulipotyphla; Soricidae
Gene: DDIT3
Product: DNA damage inducible transcript 3
Exons: 3
Coding region: 130-633 (167 amino acids)
Biological process (GO): negative regulation of transcription by RNA polymerase II; ER overload response; intrinsic apoptotic signaling pathway in response to endoplasmic reticulum stress
Cellular component (GO): cytoplasm; CHOP-C/EBP complex; CHOP-ATF3 complex
Molecular function (GO): RNA polymerase II cis-regulatory region sequence-specific DNA binding; transcription factor binding; DNA-binding transcription activator activity, RNA polymerase II-specific
Source: RefSeq, a predicted model, not a curated record